Messenger RNA from Nomia melanderi (Alkali bee), 4889 nucleotides. RefSeq names its product cell division cycle and apoptosis regulator protein 1. The record is from RefSeq and is a predicted model, not a curated record. Gene Ontology annotation, biological process: regulation of DNA-templated transcription. Gene Ontology annotation, cellular component: nucleus. NCBI's taxonomy places the organism in Eukaryota, Metazoa, Arthropoda, Insecta, Hymenoptera, Halictidae.
AUCGUAUGUACUUGAUUUCAGUAGUUACAACUGAAAACAUGGCGCCCGAAUGAAGGACGCUCAGUUAAGUGCAUGCAAUACGUUGUUAAAUUUAUAUUCUUAAUAAUAUUACAUAUUUAGUAGGAAAUGAGUAAUCUGUCACCAUUUGGGGGUGGUAAAAACCCACCAUGGGUUCGUAAUGCAGGUCAGGGAAUUCAAAAUAUUCAACAGCAAAUGUUAGGUCAGGCAAUGGGUGGCAUAGGUGGACAACCUAUGGUUCAAUAUCAACAACAAACUCAACAAGUUUAUCAACAAAGUUUAGGGUUACAACAGCCCAAUAUAACAAUGGCAUCAAUGGCAACACUUGGAUCUAAUUUGCCAUCGGGUAUAGCUGGACAGUUAUAUCCUCAAGUAGCAACUGUUUCGUACCCAACACCAAGAGCAUUAAACACAAAUGCAUUUCAACCUUCUGUAGCUGGUGUUCCACAACAGGUACAACAAAAUGUACCUUCGUCGUCCACCAAACAGAGAGUUUUUACUGGCACAGUUACCCAAGUAUACGAUAAUUUUGGUUUUGUCGAUGAAGAUGUAUUCUUUCAAACAAAUGCAUGUGUUAAGGGAUCAAAUCCUGUUGUGGGCGAUCGUGUGCUUGUAGAAGCAUCUUAUAAUCCAUCCAUGCCAUUUAAAUGGAGUGCUACAAGGAUACAAGUGCUCCCUAUGGGAAAUAAUAAUAGCAAUUCUAAUACACAGCAGAAUAAUCAAACUACCAGACAACAACAGCAACAACAACAGCCGCAACAAAAUCGAACUUCUGGAACAUACAAUGCAGUUCCUCCACCUACUGAAAAUCCUAAUAAUAGAUUUACCACAAGUGCAGCUAGUGCUAACACAGUCAGUAAUCGCAGCAAAGUUGGUAGAGUGAGGGAAAGAUCUCCACGAGAGCGAAAGAAUGAAGAGGACGAAAUUGAAAGGAAAAGACGUCGUGAGGAAAGAAUCAGGGAACGUGAGAAAAAAGAGGAACGUAGUCCAUCAAGGACAAGAAGAAGUAAGUCUCCUAGACCAAGAAGGCGUACUAGAGUUGUACCUCGUUAUAUGGUCCAAAUACCAAAAAUAGCACUUGAUUUGCCUGAAGCUGAUGUACUUGAGAUUAGGAGACGCUAUCAAAAUAUGUAUAUUCCUAGUGAUUUCUUUUCUACCAACUUCCGAUGGGUUGAUGCUUUUCCACCUCAUAUGCCGUUCGCUCUUAACAAACCAUGUUCUUUUCAUGUUAUGCAUAAAGAUGUUGACCCUUGUACUGAAAAUACAGCAGUACUAGAACCUUCUGAUGCUGAUUACAUUUUCUCUGCAAAGGUUAUGUUGAUAUCCAUGCCUGCCAUGGAAGAGAUAUAUAAACGGUGUUGCGGUGUAUCUGAGGAUAGAGAUCCAGAUCGUGAUUAUGUACAUCCAACACGUUUAAUAAACUUCUUGGUAGGCUUACGUGGUAAAAAUGAAACCAUGGCUAUUGGCGGACCGUGGAGUCCUUCAUUGGAUGGACCUAAUCCUGAAAAGGAUCCAUCAGUUCUGAUUAGGACAGCAGUGAGGACUUGUAAAGCACUUACGGGGAUAGAUCUGUCCAGCUGCACUCAGUGGUACCGCUUCCUGGAACUCUACUACAGACGUGCAGAAACGACCCACAAGUCAGGGCGAGUGGUGCCCUCUCGCGUUGAAACCGUCAUACUAUUUCUCCCAGAUGUUUGGAGCUGUGUACCUACCAGAUUGGAAUGGGAUGGCCUGCAACUCAGCUAUAAGAAACAACUGGAGCGAAAAUUGCUACGUGCUGCCUCUAACCCCGACGAUUCGGAUGCUACCAAUGACACUGAUGAGGCUGCCGUCGCUGAUCAAAAGGAUGAUACAGUGCCCGAGAAGAAGGACCCUACUCAUUAUUCUGAGUUGGAUCCAAAAUCUAUGAAUGUGAAUGACCUAAGGCAAGAGUUGGCUGCUCGUAAUUUAAAUUGCAAAGGCUUGAAGUCUCAGUUACUUGCAAGAUUAACAAAGACAAUAGCUUCUGAACAAGCGAAGGAAGAAGGUAGACAGGAUGAUGUAGAAGAAAACGAGAAAGAUGUUUCACCACCGCCAAAGGAAGAGGAGGACAAAAAGUUUAGAGACACUAAAGAUCAUGAUGAAGAUAGAAAAAAGCUGUGUGAACGUGAACGUAUUGCUCUAGAGAAACGAUACACUUUACCGGAAUCUUCACACAUUAUCGUACAUCCUUCCAGAAUGGCUAAAAGUGGAAAAUUCGAUUGUACUGUUAUGUCUUUAAGUGUAUUGUUGGAUUACAGGCCAGAAGAUACAAAGGAACAUUCUUUCGAAGUAUCAUUAUUUGCGGAACUUUUCAACGAAAUGCUGAUGAGAGAUUUUGGUUUUCGCAUUUAUCGUGCACUAUGUAGUCUUCCUGAGAAACCCAAAGAAAAGGAUGAUGAUAAGAAAAAAGACAAAAAAGACGAUAAAAGAGACGAAAAGAAAGAUGAUAAAAGGAAAGAUGAUGAAAAAAAAUGUGUUAGAAAAGAUGAUCGUAAAGAUGACAAGAAAAGAGAGGGAAGUAAGGAUAAAAAAGAUGAAAAGGAUGCGAAGAGUAAGAUAGACGAUAGAGAUCGUGAAAAAGACAAAAAUGAUGACGAUGAAGAUGAUGAUGAAGACGAGUCCGAUGACGAUGAUUCAAUUAAAGAUGGUAGGAAAGAUAAAGACAAAGAUGGACGGAAGAGGAAGACAAAAUUGUAUACACACGAUCCUUACCUUCUACUAUCGUUUGUUUACUUUGAUCAAACUCACUGUGGAUACAUAUUCGAUAAAGACAUAGAGGAACUUAUUUACACUUUAGGAUUAAAUUUAUCGAGAGCUCAAGUUCGUAAGUUAGUACAAAAGGUUGUAACAAGAGAUUCUUUGCAUUACCGCAAAUUAACUGACAGAUCGAAGGAAGAUGAUCCUAAGGAAGAUAAGAAAGAUGACAAAGACAUUGAUAAAAGUGAAUCUUCUAAAACUGAAAGCGAAGAAGAGAUAUUACGUUCAUUAGCACUCGGGAAUAAAAAAUUAUUACCCGUCUUUGUUGGAAGUGGUCCACCUUCGAAGAGGGCACGACGAGAUAAUACACUUGCAGAACAUUCUGAAGAAUCGACUAUACCUGAAGGUUAUGUUAUGUAUAAAGGAUCUUUACUAGACGUAGAGAAACUCGUCAGUCAAUUGAAAAGAUCAGAAAAAGCUCGAUUAGACACCGAGGAACGCAUGAUGGAGUUGCAACAUGAAUUAACGGUGGUCAAUGAAAAAUCUACAAAACAAACGAAUAAUAUUAAGAUUCUGUCUGAAGAUUUGAAAAUGUAUAAAGACAAAUUAAGAAAUACGGAUGAAAAAUUAAAAAAAUCAACGACUGAAUGCCAUACGUACCUCACUGCAGUAAAAAAUAUGUAUCAUAUAGCCGCGAAGAUGAUGCAAUCAGACAUAAAAAAGGUGGAGGUAGUAGAAAUACAGGAUGAGAAGAUCAGCGAAGUAAACGGGUCGGAAGUCGAAAAUAAAUAUAAAACAGAUACAAGAUGGGGCGACACUAAAAUUACAAUAAAAAAAGAAGUUGCAGAAACAGAUAAAGACAAGAAAUGUGACAAUAAAGUCUCUGUUAAGAAAGAAGUUACAGAAUUCGAGAAAGAAAAAAAGUAAAAGAUAUUGCAGUUUUUUUAUUAAUGAAAAAUGUAAGCGCACCGGUACAAAAUUCUAAUUGUUGUAACAGCAACAGAUAAAUGGGGAAAAAUUUUAUUAUGAAAAUAGUAUAACUCUGAAGACUCUGUUUUAUAACUUUUUUCACUCAUUGACACUGUCUUUGUGCGUAUUAUAUUAGAAAGAAAAUGGAGCAGCAUUCUAGUGAAAAUAAGUGAUACUAAAUAAUAUAGAUACUAGAAUCAUUACAUUGCAAAAUUUCAUAUGCGUCGACUUUUCCGCAGAUAAACAAAAUUCAUAAAAAUACUUCAAAUAUGACCCUGAUCUGCCAUAAAGUGCCAGAUAUUGAAGUGAAUAAGUUUACAUUGAAUAUUGCCAUUUGACCAGUAAAAUAUUUUUAAAUUUCUACCGACUUUCUAGACAAAUUCAAUCAUUGAUAUACCUGUGGUCACUUAAUAUGUGAUUUCUUUCGGUUUUGUUCAGUCAUUAACUGUGAUUCAUUGACAAAUUAUUUUUUUCUGCAAAUAGUUUGCGUUUAGAGUUACAAGGUUGGCAUUACUUUAUAUGUGAAUUAUGAAUGUCAUAGUUUCGAUCUUGAAGUGACCUUAGAUAAAUUUUAUUUAUCACGGUCAUUACACGUUUGAUGGUAGCAAUAUGUUUGUAUUAUGUUGUAAGUGUAUUUAUUGUUUUGUACACAAAAGCAGAAUAAUAAAAUAAAACUUUUACGCAGUAUGUAUAACACCAAUCAUAAAAUUAAACAAUAAUAAUUAAUUUAUGGGACAUCGUUAGCAUUUCUCUCGAAUAACUGUAAGUAACUUAAAACGGUACCUAAGAGUAACUUUAACACCAAAGCAUCAUCGGUAAACAAUUUAGUUUCAUAUGUACGAAGCGUAAUAAUGUUAUGGCAAAACUCUAAUUAGGAGAUUUUUGUUAAUAUUUAUUUGAAUUUCCAGAUUAAUAAUGGCUAAACGAAAAUAUAGAAAGAUGAGUGCUCAUGACGUCCCUUGUUUAUAACACAUGUUGUUCAUUAUAUGAAGAGACAAUGUCCUGAAUAUAUGAAACAAAAACUGUGUUUUUCGAACAUUCGUUGUUUCGUGUGUUCUAUUAUAAGAUAGCACGCAUUACCAAGAACACUACUUUGUACAUAAUAAUCUACAGUAAUGAAUAAUUUUUGUAGUUUAUUAUUAGAACAUUGCAUUUUUGUCAGUAAGUCAUUAGUGUAUUAAGAA